AUGGCGGAGGAGGAGGAAGAACAAGAAGAAGACGGACGGAGGAGGAAGAACAAGAUGAUGGGAGGACGUUCACCAAACGGUGGCAGCGGCGAAGGCGUGCAUCCUGGCCUCCGCGCUUCCUCCUCGGCGUGCGUGCGCGUGCGUCUUCCUGAGGGAGUGGCGCUGUCGGCACGAGACGACUCCAACAAUAGCGCGGUUGACAUCAGCAGAGCGCCUGUCUUGUCAUCAGCAACAGACGCGCGGCUGGCUGAACAGAAUCAGAAAAAACACCUGGAGGCGCUUUUUAACAGGUACGGCGAGAAUGGGAGCAUCUCCUUGGAGGGCCUGAAGCGCCUUCUGCGCAGUGUGGGUUUGGACCGCAACAGGAUCGUGACUGUGCAGCACCACAACCAUCACCACCAUGAUGAGCACAGUCACCAUGACGAGCACGAGCACCAUGACGAGCAUGACCACCAUGAUGUACAUGACCACCACGAUGAACACGACCACCACGAUGAACACGACCACCAUGACGUACACGACCACCAUGAUGACCACAAUCACCAUGAUGACCACGAUCACCAUGAUGACCACGACCAACAGCAAUGUGAGAACGCAUCCAGCAUCCUUUGGUCACAUGGGAUGACUCUGGACGGCGGCCUCACCCUGGCUGACUUUGCCUAUCUGUGCCCAGCGCUCCUGCGCCAAAUUGACGACCGCGCUUGCAUCUGGCACACAGGGAGAGAGCAUCAUAACCACAGUCACCAUGACGACCAAAGCGAAAGUAGCAAAAACAUCGCAACAGCAUGGCUGGGCGGCUUCCUAUCCAUCACGGUCAUCAGCCUCCUGUCGCUUGUGGGGGUGGUGCUCAUCCCGCUCAUGAACCGAGUCUUCUUCAAGUUCCUGCUCAGCUUCCUGGUGGCAUUGGCCGUGGGGACGCUCAGCGGCGAUGCUUUUCUGCACCUCAUCCCACAUUCUCAAGGAGGUCACCAGCACCAACAUUCGGAGGACCAUAUGCACCACCAACACGAUGAGGACCACUUGGACGGCGUUUGGAAGGGUCUGACUGCUCUGGGUGGAGUCUACUUCAUGUUUCUCAUCGAGCACUUCCUGACGCUGGGAAAAAUGUACAAGGAGAAGAAAAAGAGGAAGCGCAAAGGGGAGCCAGAAAAGCCCCUGCCAGCCCCGAUGGAGGAUGACAUCAAGACAUGUGAAGACGUGGAAACCAACGGCGGUGGAGUGUUUGCCGAGCGCCCCGAUGAGGAUGGUGUGGCGGAGGAGGAGCAAGUAAUGCUGAAGCUGUCGCCAAUGACAGCGGUGGCGGCAGCUUCGGGCUACACAGCGGAGGACUGCGAGAACAAAUGCCACUCGCACUUCCAUGACACUGUGGGCCAGGCGGACAGCCAGCACCACCACCACCACGACUACCACCAUAUCCUACACCACCACCACUCCCAGAACCACCACCCACACAGUCACACGUACCCGCGCCACCACUUCAAGGACGCCGGCGUGGCUACGCUGGCCUGGAUGGUCAUCAUGGGGGACGGCCUGCACAACUUCAGCGAUGGCCUGGCUAUUGGCGCCGCAUUCAGCGAGGGUUUGUCCAGCGGCUUAAGCACAUCAGUGGCCGUCUUCUGUCACGAGCUUCCACACGAGUUGGGUGACUUUGCCGUACUGCUAAAGGCCGGCAUGACGGUGAGGCAGGCCAUCCUGUACAAUGUGCUGUCUGCCACCACGGCCUACCUGGGCAUGGUGACUGGAAUCAUCAUUGGCCAUUACGCCGAAAACAUAGCCAUGUGGAUUUUCGCCCUGACGGCCGGCCUCUUCAUGUACGUGGCACUGGUGGACAUGGUCCCGGAGAUGCUCCACAACGACGCGAGCGAGCACGGCUUCAGCCACUGUGGCUACUUCCUGUUGCAGAAUGCAGGAAUCCUGCUGGGGUUCGGCAUCAUGCUCCUCAUCGCCAUCCUGGAGCACACCGUUCGCUUCGACCUCCAUUUCUGA
Messenger RNA from Nerophis lumbriciformis (worm pipefish), 1986 nucleotides. The record is from RefSeq and is a predicted model, not a curated record. NCBI's taxonomy places the organism in Eukaryota, Metazoa, Chordata, Actinopteri, Syngnathiformes, Syngnathidae.